UGGGCAUCAGCUGGAGCGAGCACCUCUUCGGCAUAUAAGUACGCCGAGGAUGAAGCGAGGGGAGCAGUUGCCGUCUCUGUCGACAAGGACUACGGCGGCGACGCAGGCGAAAGUGCCAAGGCGUCGAAUGCGGAUGGCAUGUAUCGAGGCAAGGCGGCGUACGAUACGUACCUCGAAACGAGGGACAAUGGCAAGAGCUCGAGCUUCAAUGCAGCGGCAAAAGGUCCCAUCAAGGCCACCGCCAAUGUGCGAACAGUCACAGUCACAGAUUACCAGCCAGACAUUUGCAAGGACUACAAGGAGACCGGCUACUGCGGUUUUGGGGAUACUUGCAAGUUUCUGCACGACAGGUCGGACUACCUGGCAGGGUGGCAGAUGGACAGCCUCUCCAACACCGCUGCGCGUCAGAUCGAAGCGGAGGAGUCGGACGAGGAGGAGGAGAUUCCCUUCGCGUGCCUGAUCUGCAGGCAGCCAUUCACCGAUCCCAUCGUCACUCGUUGCGGCCACUACUUUUGCGCAUCUUGCGCCAUCAAGAGGUACGCGAAGACGCCCAAAUGCUUUGCGUGCGGUGCUCAGACGCAGGGCAUCUUCAACUCUGCUACAAAGAUUCUGCACAGGAUGGAGCGGAGAAGAGAGGCCAAGGCUGAUGAAAAGUCACACAAGGGCAAC
Molecule: messenger RNA, 669 nt
Organism: Ceraceosorus guamensis
Lineage: Eukaryota; Fungi; Basidiomycota; Exobasidiomycetes; Ceraceosorales; Ceraceosoraceae
Exons: 1
Biological process (GO): snoRNA splicing
Cellular component (GO): U2-type spliceosomal complex
Molecular function (GO): metal ion binding
Source: RefSeq, a predicted model, not a curated record